GGGAACGGAAGGCACUUUCCUCGACUUGGGUUGCCGUGCCCCGUGAGACUUGGAUUACAGGUUUAUGAUUGACGACUUAUGACUGCGUGGAGCGAGACAUAUGAUGGUUGAGUUAGAACGAACAAGAGGAGCCAGAAGAAUGGUGAUGCUGAUACUGAGUACGGAUUACGAUGAUGCUUGUGAUGAUGAUGAUGACGACGAUGAUAAUGAUGAUAAUGUUAGGCCGGAUUUGAGGCGAAACGGAGGCUUUUGUUGAUUUCCAAUCCAAUGCGAUAUAUACAGGACAUCCUUUUUUUUUUUUGAUGAAAC
Messenger RNA from Aspergillus uvarum CBS 121591, 309 nucleotides. RefSeq lists its product as uncharacterized. NCBI's taxonomy places the organism in Eukaryota, Fungi, Ascomycota, Eurotiomycetes, Eurotiales, Aspergillaceae. The record is from RefSeq and is a predicted model, not a curated record. Bases 101 to 256 code for a protein of 51 amino acids. The transcript has a single exon.